Molecule: messenger RNA, 787 nt
Organism: Pelobates fuscus (common spadefoot toad)
Lineage: Eukaryota; Metazoa; Chordata; Amphibia; Anura; Pelobatidae
Gene: CHCHD7
Product: coiled-coil-helix-coiled-coil-helix domain containing 7
Exons: 4
Coding region: 451-705 (84 amino acids)
Biological process (GO): mitochondrial respiratory chain complex assembly
Cellular component (GO): mitochondrion
Source: RefSeq, a predicted model, not a curated record
AUACUGGCAGACGUAGAUUUGCACCCCAGGUAGCAAACGAGUUAAACUUCAUAUGUGUAGCAUUUUACCAGGCACCAUGACUAGUUCUAAUCACUGAAGUGGUCAUAAUGUAUGAAGUACCCUUUAGCUAGUAUGACUUUUUGUAAUAUAGCACUCACAUAUUUUUCCCAACUUGAAGGGGUGUUACACUAGGCAAUAUAAUAAGCACCUUUUUUUGUUUAUACCCACAUCUGAAAGUAUUUGACUAUUGUCUUUAUGGAUGUUAAGAUAUUUGUUUUGUAAUACUUUCAGUGGUAGUUUGGUUGGUCCUGUGUGUUUUGAACCUAUGGGUUCAUAUAUUUAGCCAUUGGAAAUAAAGUAUUUCUCCUUUCAGAACUACUAUAAUGAUAUUUAGAAAUGUAAUCACUUCAUGUGCCGACCUGCAAUGUUAACCUACAGUUUUAAGGAGAGAUGUCUAGAAAUAAGCGAAUGAGGGACCAGGACCUAAAUCCCUGCAUGAAGGAAAGUGAUGCGUCUUCGAAGUGCAUGGACGACAACAACUACCAGAAGGAAAUGUGUACCAUUUACUUCAUAAAGUACAAGAAUUGUAGAAAGUUUUGGAAUGAGGUUAUGACGAAAAGAAGAAGAGAAGGAGUGACACCCUAUAUGCCAACAGCAGAAGAGAGAGACAAUAUAUUGAGGUCCUUCGAAAGUGUGCCAUAUUGAAUAGGUGAAGAUAUAUGCUGUUGUUUUUAACUGUUAUUACUGGAGCAAAUUUUAAACAUUAAAUUUAAACAAAAUCGUUUAU